UGAGAGGUGCGUUCGGCCAAAUUAUUCGCAACAUUAUAGGUGGUGAUAGAGGUGGUGAUGGUGCAGAGAGAAUUCCACCAACAACAUCAAAUAGACGACGAAACGAAGCAAAUCGUCAAAUUAGGCAGCGUCGUCGAAGACAAGACAUCCAUGAUGAUGUCCCUGAGCCUCAGAUGGAGAAGGAUGUCUGUGAGCCUCAGAUGGAGGAGGAUGUCCCUGAGCCUCAGAUGGAGGAGGAUGUCCCUGAGCCUUAGUUGGAGGAGGAUGUCCCUGAGCCUCAGUUGGAGGAGGAUGUCCCUGAGCCUCAGAUGGAACAUGCUGAUGAUGCUGGAUUCCCCAGAGGACCGAUGUUGAGACAUGUGUUGACACAGUAUGAGCACCACGUGGCUCGGAGGCUAUGGGAAGGAGAGGAUCGUGGACCGUUAAAAGUCAUUACUCAUGGAUUGAAGUUGAAGAAGUUUUCCGAAGUUCCUGUGCCACAUCCUGUAGAGCAUUGGAUUCGGGAAUCUAAGCUGCUACCUCUGUCUUCGGCCUACCUUACUAUGGCUGAUGCUGGUCUGAUCUCCGCAUUUGUUGAAAGAUGGCACAGGGAGACCAACUCAUUUCAUUUGCCAUUUGGAGAGAUGACUAUUACUUUAGACGACGUCGCGACUCUCCUUCACAUAUCACCCCAUGGUAAAAUUUUUGAUGCACCUGUGAAUAUGAACACUAAUAAUGCCGCAAGAGCUGCACAUGAGUACUUAGGUGCAACAUGGGAGGAAUCUCUAUGCUGGAUUUACGAACACUUCCCUAGGAUCUGUAAGCGGGGUGACAGAGGUGCGGUUCCUGCACAUCUUCCAAGAGCAUGUAGGUGGAUUGUAAAACAUGUUGUUGAAGGUGGAUUAGUGACCUAUCGGCAGAGACUUGAUGUUUUGUUGCUUGAGGAUGUAGUGUUUACACCAUAUGAUGAUGAUCGAGCUAAUCAUCUGUUUGAAGAUAUUUCGAUGUUCUCUGGUACAUCCUCUGACCAUCCAUCUGACCAUCCAUCAUCUGCUGCACAUGUGGGUACAUCAUCUGCCGCACAUGCUGGUCCAUCAUCUUCUGACCGAGAUCGUAGAACAGCUGAGCUUGUACGUAGAGCCAUUAAUUUGGUAGAGCCGUUUAGUGAAAUUCAUGAGAUUUUAAGUGAGUUAAGUCUUUUGUACGAUGUUUAG
This is a messenger RNA of Cicer arietinum (chickpea), 1193 nucleotides long. The record is from RefSeq and is a predicted model, not a curated record. NCBI's taxonomy places the organism in Eukaryota, Viridiplantae, Streptophyta, Magnoliopsida, Fabales, Fabaceae.